AUGGACAAUUAUGUCCAUGUUGAUGAAAAAUGGUUCUUUCUCAAAGCAACCAGGUGCACAUUUUACGGUGUGACUGGUGAAACUCCUCCGCCACGAUCCGUGAAAAACAAGAACUACAUUUUAAAGUGGCGAAACAUCGAUGGGACCACAAUAAACAAUCGUGGUGGGACGGAAAAACUGGAUGCUGGCCGUUUACGGAAAUGGUGCCUGCUGCAAGAACCAGCAUCAAUCGAGAAAAAUGCACAUUGA
Aphanomyces invadans is the source of this 249-nucleotide messenger RNA. RefSeq lists its product as hypothetical. Bases 1 to 249 code for a protein of 82 amino acids. The record is from RefSeq and is a predicted model, not a curated record. NCBI's taxonomy places the organism in Eukaryota, Oomycota, Saprolegniomycetes, Saprolegniales, Verrucalvaceae. The transcript has 2 exons.